Molecule: messenger RNA, 865 nt
Organism: Micropterus salmoides (largemouth bass)
Lineage: Eukaryota; Metazoa; Chordata; Actinopteri; Centrarchiformes; Centrarchidae
Product: otoraplin-like
Exons: 4
Coding region: 80-469 (129 amino acids)
Biological process (GO): cartilage condensation
Molecular function (GO): protein binding
Source: RefSeq, a predicted model, not a curated record
AGUUUCUUCAAACAUCCACAUUCACAUCCGCACUUACACACACACACAACACUCCCUUGGUUCUGUUCUUUCAGUCAGCAUGAGUUAUCCACUGGUGAUUCUGCUCUGUGUGGGACUACUGCACCAGACCGCGAGGGCUGUCCUUAUGGAUAAACUAGCAGACAACAAGAUUUGUGGGGAUGCAGACUGCUCAUAUGUCCUCUCCAUGGCCACGGCCUUGGAAGACUUCAUAGCUCCUGACUGCAGAUUCAUCAACAUCAAGAAGGGUCAGAUGGUUUAUGUGUAUUCUAAACUCGUACCAGAGGAGGGUGCCGGAGUCUUCUGGUCUGGAAGCGUUUACAGUGAGCGCUAUGUGGACCAGAUGGGCAUCAUCGGAUACUUCCCUGCGACUGUGCUGAAGGAGACACAGAAGUUUACGGAAAACCUAGUUAAGAUUCCCACAACUGACAUGGACUUCUACUGUGAUUAAAGCAUGACAGAUUGAAGCCUCUUUCUUCUCAAGUCUUGCUUUUAGUGUCUCUGGCUUUAAUAAAGGAGAGUAGACAGUUCUUCUCCCCAGCCGGUGUUUCAUCCUGUGGCGUUGUCUCCAGCUGGAAUGAAAACCUGGACACUCUCAGCCCUCCAUAGCCCACAGUCUGACACCCCCCGUUGCUGAGCCAGCUAGUCAUUUCUGUCGUGCUUUGUCUUAACAAGACACAUUGCUCAAUAAACCAUUUUUCAUAUCAACAUAUAAUGUUUAUUACUUGAACAGAUAAGAAUUCAUUUUCCUACUUUGACUCUUCAAGAUUGGUAAUUACAAUUUCUGCUGACAUAUCUAAUAAAUUGCAGAUCAUCUCCUGUUGUAAAUAUACAUAAUCAAAUUUGA